Molecule: messenger RNA, 1506 nt
Organism: Saccharomycopsis crataegensis
Lineage: Eukaryota; Fungi; Ascomycota; Saccharomycetes; Ascoideales; Saccharomycopsidaceae
Exons: 1
Coding region: 1-1506 (501 amino acids)
Biological process (GO): plasma membrane lactate transport
Cellular component (GO): membrane
Molecular function (GO): secondary active monocarboxylate transmembrane transporter activity
Source: RefSeq, a predicted model, not a curated record
AUGCCAUCAGCAUACCAGAAGGCCCUUGAUGGGCCAAAAUUCAAAAGCUCGGUGAUUAAGCAUUAUGCCAUCACUAGGUUCACCAACCUCAUUCCUCGAAAAGAGCAUCUUGUGUUUGAUUCUUAUUUCUGGAACCCGUUCAAACCGCUUACUCAAUUAAAUGCUCGUCAAUGGAAUUUAUUUUUUGCCGGUUUUUGGUGCUGGACAUGGGAUGCCUUUGAUUACUUUUCGGUUUCUUUGAACGUCAGUGCCUUGGCUGAACAAUUCGAUGUCAAGACUGCCGAUGUCACUUGGGGUAUUACCUUGGUGUUGAUGCUUCGUUCAGUAGGGGCGGCGUUUUUUGGAAUCCUUAGUGAUCGUUACGGAAGAAGAAUCCCUCUUGCUGCCCUGAUGAUCUGCUUGACAAUUCUUCAAAUCGGACUCGGGUUCGUCAACACAUAUCAACAAUUCUUGGGGGUUAGAGCGAUGUUUGGGAUUUUCAUGGGUGGGAUUUUUGGUCCGGCUUACGCGAUUGCUUUGGAAAAUGCCCCUGAUACAGCCCACGGGAUUCUUAGCGGGAUCUUCCAAGAAGGAUACGCUUUUGGAUAUUUGUUGGUGGUGUGUUUCCAAAGAGCCAUCACCGAUAACUCUAGCCAUAGUUGGAGAGCGUUGUUUUGGUUUUCUGCCGGUCCAUCGGUAUUAUUUGCCAUUUGGGUGUUGUUGGUUGGGGAAAGUGAUUCUUAUUUGAGACACGUUCAAUUAAUGAACACUUCUUCAAACGAAAAUGCUAGCAAAAGAUUUAUCAACCAGGGGAAAAUGGCGUUUAAAAGAUACUGGGUUGUGUGUAUUUAUUUGGUGCUACUCAUGACAGGGUUCAAUUUCUCAUCGCACGGUAGUCAAGAUUUAUAUCCUACAUUACUCACCAAGCAAUUGGGAUACGGGGUUGAUAGAUCAACGGUUACGAAUUCUGUCGCCAACUUGGGAGCCAUUGCCGGAGGGCUUCUCUUUGGACACCUUAGUAAUUACAUUGGGAGAAGAAUGGCGAUUAUCAUUUGUUGUAUUGGGGGAGGAGCGAUGAUUUAUCCUUGGGCGUUUGUCAGAAAUAGCGGGAUCAAUGCCGGGGUAUUUUUUUUACAAUUCUUUGUGCAAGGAGCUUGGGGGGUUGCCCCAAUUGUGUUGGCAGAAUUAUCACCACCAGAAUUUAGAAGUUUUGUCGGGGGGUUGGCGUACCAAUUGGGUAAUUUAGUAUCGUCUGCCUCUUCAACCAUCGAAGCAACCAUUGGGGAAAGGUUUCCUAUUUACGAUGCCGAUGGGCAAAAGAAGGAAGGGGUUUACAAUUAUUCUAAAGUGAUGGCGAUCUUCAUGGGCUGUGUUUUCGGAUACCUUCUACUCAUCACAUUUGUUGGUCCAGAAAACAUCCAUGCUGAUUUAAGUUACAAAGAUGAGGAAAACGAUAAUGAGAAGAAUGAUGAUUCCAAUUCUUUGGAUGUGAAAGGAGAUGACACUGAGUAUCUCGAAACAGUUUGA